AUGUUUUUUUCUGUCUCCAUUGGUUCUUCUGCGGCAUUGCCUUUGCCACUCAGAUGCACCGUCAAACUCUCUUCUGCCCGGGUUGUUGCUGCUGAUGCCUUCCCUUCCUUUCUCCCCAGAGAAGUGCACACCAUUCAAGACCCUUCUGCCAGAAAAUUCGCCAUGCGGAUUCAGAGGCUACCCGUACCUGUUAGGUUCUCAGAAAAUCCCAUCAUGAGUAGUUGUGUGAAGCCAAUGGUGCAGAGCAAUGAAAGUCCAGUUGUUCUUCUACAUGGUUUUGACAGCUCUUGUUUAGAAUGGAGAUAUGUUUUACCAUUGCUUGAGGAAUCUGGUAUUGAAACCUGGGCCAUUGACAUUCUUGGUUGGGGUUUCUCUAAUUUAGAAAGACUUCCUCCCUGUGAUGUGGUGUCAAAGCGUAAUCACUUCUACCAGUUUUGGAAGUCCUACAUCAGAAGGCCAAUGACAUUAGUUGGACCAAGCCUUGGCUCUGCUGUUGCCAUUGACUUUGCGGUCAAUUAUCCUGAAGCUGUGGAGAAGCUUGUUCUGAUUGGUGCUAGUGUAUAUGCAGAGGGAACUGGAAAGCUGGCAACCUUACCCAGAGCAGUAGCCUAUGCUGGGGUUAAUUUGUUGAAGAGCUUUCCAUUACGCAUAUAUGCCACCUAUUUGACCUUCACAAACAUUUCCUUCAGCACUAGCCUUGAUUGGACUAAUGUGGGACGCUUGCAUUGUUUAUUGCCUUGGUGGGAUGAUGCUACUGUGGAUUUUAUGACAAGUGGUGGUUACAAUGUUGCUCCUUUGAUAGGAAAGGUAAAACAGAAGACACUGAUAAUAUGGGGUGAAAAUGACCGCAUCAUCAGCAAUAAGUUUGCAGUGCAACUCCACUGUGAAUUACCUGAUGCAGCUAUACGCCAAAUACCCCAUUGUGGGCAUCUUCCUCAUCUGGAAAGACCAGAUUCUACCAUGAAACUUAUAGUUGAAUUUGUGCAAAGAGAAGCUAAGCAGUUGAGUCCAUGUGUUGUAUGA
Molecule: messenger RNA, 1023 nt
Organism: Sphenostylis stenocarpa
Lineage: Eukaryota; Viridiplantae; Streptophyta; Magnoliopsida; Fabales; Fabaceae
Source: the annotation of a GenBank genome assembly